CCAAAAUUCUAAACUGAUAAUUUCCUCUUUUCUUUUUCCUCCCUUGAAAAAACUGAUGAAUCACUGGAGUUUUUUCGUUUUAGUUGUUAGGGUACUUGUUUACCUCCUUGAAUUUUAAAUACGUUACUACCCUAGUGUUAGGUAGCACUACCGUUUUGCAAAUCUUCAUCAACGUACAGUGUGCUAACUGGUAACAGCAAACAACGUCGUCGUUCGGUCUACAGUGGAAAACGGAAUCAUGGCAUCACUAGACAGACUGUUGAAUUGUUUAUAUUCUACGUCAGAUUUCUUGGAACAGCAAUCAAUUUUAACAGAUAUAACCGCCGAAAUCAGUGCCAGCUCGAAAGAUGAAUUCGAUGGGAAGUGCCGGUUCGUGUGCUCGCCGAGAUUUCUGGACACCUUAAGGACGAUAUUCAAGCUGACAUCUACGACUUUUCUCCACAGUCAGGAAGGACUGCAUAAAUGCAUAAUAUUGAUAUCGGAAUUAGCCAAAUGUGAAAGCGUGCGACAUGCACUGGAACCCUUCUUGGUUGCUCUCACUGAUUUUUUGGAACGUGCAAGUUUGAGUGAAUCAUUUCGAUUCGAUGUGGUUUAUGAUUGUCUGCGAGCCACUGGGAACAUCUGUUAUGAAAAUGAUUCAGGAAGACAGAUUUUCCUGGAUGCUAAGGGAUUCGCGAAACUACUGUCUGCCAUGAAUUUAGCUGUAAGUUGGGCGCAGAGCGAACCGAAGGAAGUACUGAAACUCACGAAAACGGCUGUCGGAUGUUUAUGCAAUGUCAUUGAUUCCAAUGCUGCGUGCCAGAAAGCUGCAAUUAGUAGUGGAGUUUUCGUUCUUUUGCGACGUUUGCUGUGUGAUGAUUUUUAUACUGAGUUACAUGCCACAAUUUUAGCUGCUUUUGUGAUUUUGGCCGAGCACGUAGAAACGUUGGAAUCGCUGGGAGAUCCACAGCUAAUAUCGUUGUUAUUAGAAUUCCUGCAGGCAGAUAAUGACAACCUUGUGGAAAAUUCGCUGGACCUUCUGGUUAAAAUUUCCGACUCGGAGGAGGGAAAACUUGCUGUUAGGCAAGCCAACGCAAUUUCCAUUCUUCUAGAAGUGUUAGAGCGAAAUAAUCUGAACAGUGAAUUGCAAGACCAGUGCUCCAGUUUGCUUGUGGAAUUAUCUGUGGGUUGCGCGUUGCCGCAUAAUCACAACGAGAAUGGGAUCUGCUUUGAAGCUGAAAUGGCCGCGAAAUGGCUGGUCGACAAUGAUUGGAAUCGAAUUUCAAAACGCAUAACAGCCGCUUUAUUUAUUGGGAAUCUGAUGCGUGAUGAACAGAGCUGUUUGGCCUUUAUUAGUCACCGGCUUUCCGACGGAAAUACUGUAGCGGAAAUUUUGAAGAAUGUUUUUAUUCAGUCCUUGGACUUAGCGGAUAAGAUUUUGGCUUCCGAUGAUUUCAGAACUGACACUGGCCGGUGUAAUCAGUGCAUUAAAUCGUCAAGUCGUCUUUCACAAAAAUUGCAAGAAGACGACAAUUACACAGAUAUCCAACCGGAAGAUUGUCCAAAUUGUUUACUUAUCUCUCAGCGGAAGCAGGUUUUGCAACUUCAGUAUGCGGUUGUGUCUGCUUUGAAAAAUUUGGUGGUUAACGAAACCGUUCGCCGACGGGUAUUCCUUGAUUUAAAUUUCGCUGAGGUACUGAUUUUGGCUGUUGUGAAGCUGGGGCAAUUCACUUGCGGGCCGAUUCGGUCACCUGUUGUUAGUAAAUUUCUGGCACUUCUACGCAUGUUUAUCUCUCUCGAUCAGGAUACGGCAGUGUUGUUUGGAACUUCGGACGUUGUGGUCAAGCAGAUGUUUUCGUGGGUUACAGAACCGACUGUAACGAAUUACUCCCUUUUAGCCGUCGUGACCACUGUAAAAACUUCGAAUUACUCAUGUAAUGUGAUGAAUUGCUUCUUGCGGCAUGGGAUGGUGAAGCUGCUGUCGGACCAACUAAUCGAAAAAGCCGCCGCAGUUGUGAUGAGUGGGUUAGGCGCGAUUGCCUUGUUUUUCCAACAACAAGAUGCAGUUCGAAUGUUUUUGGAAGAUGCUGACCAUCAGGAAUUUUUAAGUGCUUUGAAUACUUGCUUACAAGAUGGCAGACUGUCGACAGAUGGCGUGCUUUUAGGUUUACAAAUUGUUGAAUAUCUGAGCCGUGCACAGAAAUUUGCUAGUGUGAUUCUGCGAUCCGGAAUUCCCGGCACUGUGGCCCGGUUAAAAAGUCAUCCUGUGGAAGAUAUUCGGAAAAAAGCUGCUCAAAUUGACACAUUCUUGUAAAAUUUGCGCUGACUUUUUUUUACAUGGGUUUCUGUGGACUUUCUGUGAUUCUAACCGUAAGUUCAGUUUUGACCUUUUAAUUGGUUCUAAUAUUUUGCGCAGAGGCUGCGUCGCAAUAAAGCUUGUAGCCUUUUUCUGUUCUUUUGUACAAAGUAAACUGAAAUUAAAAGAG
Messenger RNA from Paramacrobiotus metropolitanus, 2465 nucleotides. Its product is annotated as GTPase-GDP dissociation stimulator vimar-like. Lineage: Eukaryota; Metazoa; Tardigrada; Eutardigrada; Parachela; Macrobiotidae. Gene Ontology annotation, cellular component: cytosol. The transcript is spliced from 2 exons. The coding region runs from base 239 to 2293 and encodes 684 amino acids. The record is from RefSeq and is a predicted model, not a curated record. Gene Ontology annotation, molecular function: protein binding; guanyl-nucleotide exchange factor activity. Gene Ontology annotation, biological process: positive regulation of GTPase activity.